AUGGCAGAGAGGCCGGAGGACCUUAAUCUGCCCAACGCCGUCAUCACCAGGAUCAUCAAGGAGGCGCUCCCGGACGGCGUCAACAUCUCCAAGGAGGCCCGGAGCGCCAUCUCCCGCGCCGCCAGCGUCUUCGUGCUGUACGCCACGUCUUGUGCCAACAACUUUGCAAUGAAAGGGAAGCGCAAGACACUGAAUGCCAGCGAUGUGCUCUCAGCCAUGGAAGAGAUGGAGUUUCAGCGGUUCAUUACUCCACUGAAGGAGGCUCUGGAGGCUUACAGACGGGAGCAGAAAGGCAAGAAGGAAGCUUCAGAACAAAAGAAGAAGGACAAAGACAAGAAAACAGAUUCUGAAGAACAAGACAAGAGCAGGGAUGACGACAAUGAUGAAGAUGAGGAAAGGCUAGAAGAAGAAGAACAGAAUGAGGAGGAAGAGGUGGACAAUUGA
Messenger RNA from Orycteropus afer afer, 444 nucleotides. RefSeq names its product DNA polymerase epsilon 3, accessory subunit (gene POLE3). Gene Ontology annotation, biological process: leading strand elongation; DNA damage response; heterochromatin formation. Gene Ontology annotation, molecular function: chromatin DNA binding; protein heterodimerization activity. The coding region runs from base 1 to 444 and encodes 147 amino acids. NCBI's taxonomy places the organism in Eukaryota, Metazoa, Chordata, Mammalia, Tubulidentata, Orycteropodidae. The record is from RefSeq and is a predicted model, not a curated record. The transcript is spliced from 4 exons. Gene Ontology annotation, cellular component: CHRAC; epsilon DNA polymerase complex.